CGGUCCAAUCAUUGCAGAGGUGGGCGUGUCUGCCAGCUGAGGGAGGAGAUUGGCAACGCGGCCUGAUAGCUGGUUUGUCAGUUGAGGAGAGGCAAGAAGAGCGAGUGCUGCUGCUGCCGGGGCUGAGGACUUCAGAAUCAACAUGAUAUCCAUUCCAGACUUCUACAGAGGGAAGAAUGUCCUCAUCACAGGGGCAACUGGCUUCAUGGGAAAGGUUCUUCUGGAGAAGUUGCUAAGGUCUUGCCCGGGCAUAAAGGCAGUUUAUGUGCUGGUGCGACCCAAAGCUGGCCAGAAGCCCCAGGAACGAGUGGCUGAAAUGAUGAGCUGUAAGCUCUUUGACAGGGUGCGAGACGAGCAGCCGCAGUGUGCGGAGAAGCUGGUGGCGGUAAGCAGUGAACUGACACAGCCGGAGCUGGACCUGAGCAAGGAAGAUCAGGACAUGUUAAUAGACUGCAUCGAUAUAGUGUUCCACUGUGCAGCCACGGUGCGCUUCAAUGAGUCGCUUCGUGAUGCAAUGCAGUUAAACGUUAUCGCAACGCAACAGAUGUUACAUCUAGCCCAGAGGAUGAAGAAACUGGAAGUUUUCAUACACGUAUCAACCGCAUACGCCAACUGCAACCGAAAGCAUAUUGAAGAAGUAGUAUAUCCUCCUCCUGUGGAUCCAAGAAAGCUCAUAGGGUCUUUAGAAUGGAUGGAAGACAGCCUGGUGAACGACAUCACCCCGAAACUGAUAGGGGAUCGACCAAACACUUACACCUACACAAAAGCCCUGGCGGAAUAUAUAGUGCAGCAAGAAGGAAGUAAACUGAACAUCGCCAUCGUCAGACCCUCCAUUGUAGGUGCCAGCUGGAAAGAACCGUUCCCUGGCUGGAUUGAUAAUUUUAAUGGUCCAAGUGGACUCUUCAUUGCUGCAGGAAAGGGGAUCCUUCGCACAAUGAGAGCUUCCAACAAUGCCGUUGCUGACCUUAUCCCAGUGGAUGUAGUUGUGAAUCACACCGUGGCAGCCGCCUGGUAUUCUGGAGUGAAUAGGUACAGCAGGCCUAAAAAUAUCAUUGUGUACAACUGUACGACAGGAGGAACUAAUCCCUUCCACUGGGGUGAAGUUGAAUACCAUGUAAUUUCUACUUUCAAGAGGAAUCCUCUCGAACAGGCCUUCAGACGGCCCAAUGUAAAUCUAACAUCCAAUCACCUAUUAUAUCACUAUUGGAUUGCUGUAAGCCAUAAGGCCCCAGCAUUCCUGUAUGAUAUCUACCUCAGGAUGACUGGAAGAAGCCCAAGGAUGAUGAAGACAAUUACUCGUCUACACAAAGCCAUGAUGCUGCUGGAAUAUUUCACGAGUAACUCCUGGGUAUGGAGUAAUGACAAUACCAACAUGUUAAUGAACCAGCUCAGUCCAGAUGACAAAAAGGUAUUUAACUUUGAUGUUCGGCAGCUGCAUUGGGCAGAAUACAUGGAGAACUAUUGUAUGGGGACGAAAAAGUAUGUUCUCAAUGAAGAAAUGUCUGGCCUCCCCGCAGCCAGGAAGCACUUAAACAAGUUAAGGAACAUUCGCUAUGGAUUCAAUACCAUCCUUGUUGUUCUCAUCUGGCGUGUCUUCAUUGCCAGGUCACAAAUGGCAAGAAACAUCUGGUACUUUGUGGUUAGUCUGUGUUUCAAGUUUCUGUCUUACUUUCGAGCAUCCAGCACCAUGAGAUAUUGAAGACACUGGACACACUGAGUCGUUUUGGACAUCUAUGCACACAGCGGCAAACUGCACAGACUCUGUAUAACAUAAUCAGUGUACUCUCCAUGUUCUGUACAGCCGUUCAGCCAUCCUAGCUCCAGAGAACACAUUAACUUUUUUUUUGUACCUUUAGUAACAAACCGCAUAUGUCAGAUCAAGCCAGCAUUAUGCAGAACGGUUUACUGAAAUUCAACAAAAAUCCAAUUUUUUGAUAGGUGUGCCCCUAUGACCUCUGUACGUGUUUCCUCCCUAUAAUGCGCAAGUAUGUGCCUAGUGUUGAGCAUCUGGUGUUAAACACUGUUGGGUGCUAUGGUCAAGUAUCUGUACUUAGCAGGUUUACAGCAAAGAUGUGCAACUAAAACUCCCAGCAUACCCAGGCCCGUGCAGAGUAGAGGGCUCUGCUGACAGGCCAUUGUUAGUACAUAGAAGAUGAUUUUGGAAUAUCUUAGAACUUGGCUUGUGCCAUCCCUCUCUUAUUCUCCUGAAACUGUAUGAAUAAACUGACAGCUUAUCAAUAGGGUGGUCAACAGCAUCAACCCUGGUUGGACAGUGUCAGACAGUCUAUUGACAAGAGGAACUGUAAGAUCCAAUUGUUCAGGCAGAAUAACUAAGGAAUGGCAGAGAUCUAAGAAACAAUGUCCCGGAGUUGUUGUUUGCAAGUAUUUACUAGACAUGUCUGGAGACCUGGAAAGUCGUCCUUAAACCGGGCAUUGUAGUCUGCAUGCUGGCAAGGUAUGUUGGGAGGUGUGGUAUCACAACAGCAGGAAAGCCAAAGGUUGGUAACCAUUAACUCUUUACAGCUUACUCAAAGACUUGUCUGUGAAUAAGCCUGUGUUGCGUUAGCUGCCUCUUACAUCCUCUAUAAUGUUUUGGUAAAUUUUUCAUAUCCAUUUUUCUUCUUUUUGUAACUAUUUAUUUUACUUUUUGCACAUUUCCAUGUAUAACUCCACCCCCCCCCAUCCUCCUCUUCCAUACCCCCAAUUCUUUGCACUGCAUCAGUUUAACCAUAUGAAACUGUUCUGAACAUUUUUGUAGUUUUUAUAUGCACAAGGAAAUCAAUGAAUAAUGCUGUGUGAUCCCAAUUUGUUACAUAAAGUGUGUAAACCACUGAACACGUCAUUGGUUGGUUGGAAGUUUUCUUUUUGUAGUGCUUGUGUAGUCAGAAUGCUCCUUUCACUGCCUCCCUUUAGAUACAGGGCUGAAAUGAAAUAGUCCUCCCUUUAUUCACAUUUUUGGAGAGAGACCAGUUUCACUUCUAUCCAUGUUGACAUAUGCAAGCCAGAUGCAUGGUGUUGGCAUGGUGCUGGUUUAACAGAUGUCAUCAGGUCAUCUUUCUACUGUACUGUAUGUGGUUUAUACUUGCUCAGCCUAAUGUGCUUUAAGUGAUUGUAUCAGGUUAGAAAAUGUCUCUUGGAAAAGCAACAAGCCUUUCCUGGUAGUGCAGUACAGUCCCAUUUAAGUAAAUAGUGUUGCUUUACCACACACCACCUAUGGAUAAGAGUGGUGCUAUUGCAGAAAGACAGAAGACCUCUAUUUCCCCCAGAGGGGGAAUUGGCUAAUGUGGCCUGGCAACCCUGAUACAUAUUGGAUCCACCAUGGCUACCAAAAGAAAUUUCAUAACAUGCCAACCAUAAUGGCCUAAAUGUAUUAAUUUGCCUAAGGCCAAAAUGUUCUGGUUUUGCUCAUAACAAUCAAUCACAGCUUAGCUUUCCUAUCUUAAUGAGUUCUGGAAAUGAAAGUGAAUAUGUGAUUGGUUGUUGUAGGAAAACCCCGGCAGCUUUGGUUUCAGGUAGAUUGAUAAAUCUGGUCCAGUCUCUUUUGGAUAUGUCCUGUAAAGUUAGGUCCAUAGAUGUUUUAAGAACUAGUGGCAUUUACAUAUAUAUAUUCAGUGAUCACACAGAUGCACCUUUGUGCGAUGUAUACAGUGACCACCUUGUUUAACUUAUCCAGCACUGCUGUACCCUCAUAGUUUUCUCCUGCAAUUUGUGACUAGGUGCCACUGUACAGGGAAAAACAAUGAAGGACUCUGACCACCUCUUUCUCAGGGUCAGUAGGGGGUACAGAGUCUGCGCUUCUACAAUUCUUAAAAUAGCGGUAUAUCCUAAUAAUAAUAAUAUCCUAGUGAUAUAUCAUCAUUUAAGGGGGUAUGCUGGUAUUUUUAUAAAAAUUUUCUAUACUGCAGAGGCCAUAGAAAAAAGGAACUAUACUUGCUAUCCUCCCCCUCCCAUUCACCUCUGUCUGGUCCCCCCAUUGCUUUUGUCGUCUUCCUGCUUCUGAGACGACUGCUUGGUAAAGGAGCUGCCUGCUCAGCCUAUUACUGGCUGCAAUGGUGUCUUGGCAAGUGAUUGGCUGAGCAUUUGGGUCCUAAUCUGGGCACUCCUCUUGGAAGCAGGAAGAAGACUGAAGCAUCGGGGGGCCAGACGUUGCCAAGCUGCAAGUCACCGUUUUUUUAUUAUUAUUAUUAUUAUUUAUUUUUUCUAAGGCCCCAGCAGUAUGUAUAUUUAUGGGAAUACCAUUAAGAUGGGGGAAAAUGUAAAUGUAAUUGGGUUGUCAGGGUUUAAAAAAAAUAAAAAAAAACUGUCUGCCUUCACCCACCAAAUCCUAAAAAAGCAUUGCCACUUUUGCCCAUAGCUAGUCUGUUAUUGUAGGUAAUGGGCACCAAGCUUUGAUAUCAGACACGGCCCAUGAGCAAGGAGGGUUCCUGUAAGAAGUACCAGUACUAUAUGGGAUGGUGAGUGUAACAGAGCUGUGAAGUGUGAAUGCCCAGUUAAUUGUUGUAUGAUCAUGUAGGAUUUUAAAAGAAAAGUCUAUAAUAAAUUGUUUUCCACUUUGAUGUGUGUCUGUAAGUGCCCCGGGCAUGUGGUUUGUCGGUCCAUUCACAUGGUGCAGAACCUUUUACCUUAAUCAAUGUUCCAACAUUAACCAUGACUCCAAAACUCUCCAAAUAUCAUUACCUGUGCUUACAUGUUGUGCAAUGCUAAUCCACAAGACACCUUAUUUUCUGCAGGUGUGGAUCUAAUCUGGAGAACAUUACGAGUGCUUCUGUGUGGAAGCUCAGCGGUUUUCAAUAAUAUAUAAAAAAUAAAAAAAAUGUCAUUGCUCUUCUUUUUUCAGAGUUGUAUAGCAUUUAAUUCUCUUGUCUAGCCCCCAUGGUCCAGGACCACACUUUAGAGUGAGAGACCGUGGUUGGCUAUGAAAAAAAAAUUAAAUAAAUUAUGACUUUUUGUGACAA
This is a messenger RNA of Hyla sarda, 4955 nucleotides long. It is a transcript of the gene FAR1, whose product is annotated as fatty acyl-CoA reductase 1. Bases 143 to 1699 code for a protein of 518 amino acids. Gene Ontology annotation, cellular component: peroxisome. The record is from RefSeq and is a predicted model, not a curated record. Gene Ontology annotation, molecular function: alcohol-forming very long-chain fatty acyl-CoA reductase (NADP+) activity. NCBI's taxonomy places the organism in Eukaryota, Metazoa, Chordata, Amphibia, Anura, Hylidae. Gene Ontology annotation, biological process: long-chain fatty-acyl-CoA metabolic process. The transcript has 12 exons.